Molecule: messenger RNA, 2519 nt
Organism: Brassica rapa (field mustard)
Lineage: Eukaryota; Viridiplantae; Streptophyta; Magnoliopsida; Brassicales; Brassicaceae
Product: dof zinc finger protein DOF1.2
Biological process (GO): regulation of DNA-templated transcription
Molecular function (GO): DNA-binding transcription factor activity; DNA binding
Source: RefSeq, a predicted model, not a curated record
GGCCCUUAAUCUGGCGUUAAUCUAUCUUGUUACCUAAUGGUUUAUAUAAUCGAUGCUCUAGUUAAGGGUCACUAAUCUACGUACGUACAACGUACUUUGAUUUAACAGAGAACUUAAUAACUAGCCAUGAACGAUAAACGAUAUAAACGAAGGUAAAGUUAACUGACAAUCCAGUGAUCGAUUAGAUCUCAACAAGAACACAAAGCCGUCAGACAAAUAUAUAUUUCGAUCACUAAAAGAAAAUUCUUGUAUUGUGACGAAAUUUCCUUGGAAACUACUAUAAAUUAAUCAAAUUGUAAAGAUAACAAAUGAUUAUAAGUAGUUUAAUUCGGCACGCGUUAUUAAGUCGUAGUAUUACAGUAUAACUUAGCAAAUGGAUACACAAAUGAUGAUAAUAAUAUAUAAAUGCAUGUACCGACGCUUUGAAGUGUUGAAAUGAUAAUACUGUAGAAGAGAGUGCAAGUGAUCAAAUGUUACGAUGUUUUGUUUAAUGAAAAUUUAUGGCUGUCUUGCGCUCCACGAUGACAAGAUGCAGAUGCGGAGAACGCAAGUGACUAUCAUCAUCUACGUUCACACUUAUAUAAUAUGAUUGCCCUACACUAUAGUAUAUUACUAUAAAAGAAUGAUUCCUAGAGAAUGUAAGUUUUAUAGCCAGUUGGAGAAAAUGAUUGCGUUGAAUAAUACCAUUAAAUGGAUCGAAUUUACCAGAAUUUCAGUAGCAGUGAUUUAUAAAUGUAGCAUGAAAACUCAUCUUAAGUUAAUAAGAAAACUAAAGAGCCAACCACGCAUGGUCCAGUGGUAUGGCAUACUUGCAAAAGUGCUAAGCACCAUAGAUUCGAAAUCUACCAUCUCAGAUUUAUUCGUUUGUGUGACCAUGCAACAUGGAUAUUUAAUUUACAUUACGAAUAAUCAGGUUUGCCUGACACCAAUAAAUAGGUUCUUAAAGUAUUACUCCGUUGGACCUUAGUCCACCGAAUAUUCUCCAAUCGUAAAAAUAAAGAAAAAAAAAACUAAGAAUAUUUUCACAUCGUAAAAAUAAAGAAAAAAAAACUAAUUAAAGAACUAGUUACACUUGUAAUUUUGAUUGUCCAUAGCUAGUAUGAAACACAUAUUUCAGGUUGAAUCAGUUUAGUUUUUCAACAGAAACUAACACAAUCGUUUACCAAAACAUAUUGAAUAGUAAACUCAUCUAAAGUGCUUUACAUUAGAAAAUCAAAUAAGGGCCAAAAUCGAAGAUAACUUGACGGAGAAGAAACGGAAAAGGAGACGCACACAGCUUGGCAACCGCCCACGUUUACUUAUUAACCCCUUGACACAUUUAUCGAUGCACCUCUACUUCCACACACACACACACACAUGCUCUUCUUCACCUCUUUAUACACACAUUCACACGCCUGCACAAUACUAUUUAUAUAUAGUUACCAUAUACUCGAAUCAACACCAAGUGACCACUUGUGAAGACCAAAACAAUGAUGUUGCCGUACAACGCACACAACAGCUACCAGCACCAGUUCCCAUCGCCAGAGCUUGAAAUUCCCGAGAAGUGGAAGGUUCCCUACGGACACGAUGAGACUGCUCCACCUUGUCCUCGUUGUGCAUCUUCAAACACCAAGUUUUGUUACUACAACAACUACAGCUUGUCUCAGCCUAGAUACUUCUGCAAAGGUUGCCGUCGAUACUGGACCAAAGGCGGCUCUCUCCGCAACAUUCCCGUCGGUGGAGGCUGUCGCAAGAGAAGCAGGAGCAGAAAUAACAGUCACAAAAGGUUUGGUCGGAACCAGAAUCUGCAGCCAGAUGGUCUUAUCAACCAAGAUGAAGGUUCCCAGUCAAGCCAUGCUGGUUCUGAUAUUGAUCUGGCUGCGGUUUUCGCACAGUACGUGACUAACGGGAGCCCUUCGAGUACAGAUAACACUACCGGAUCUGAUCAAGAUUCACCGUUAACAACAACAACCACUCAUGCUUUAGAUUCCUUGACUUGGGAUAUCUGCCAAGAAACUGAUGUGAAUCUUGAAUUCUAUGGGACCGAGAAGAUCCAAGAUGGUUUUGGCCAGUUUCUCCAAGAAGAUGAAGAGGAGAUGUUCGAGUUCCAAGGUUUACUAGAUGACAAAGAGAUUCAAGAGAUCUUAGAUUGCUCAUUCACGGAGGAGCCAGACAAGUUAAUUUCUCAAGGGAGCUUCAUGAUCGAUGGUGAUCACUGGAGUUCAACAGAUCUUGCAACAUUCGGGAUUUGACCAGGAAGAUCUUUCCUUUCUUUUUAAUCGCAUAUACUUCAAUUUAUUACAAAUAGAAAACGUACUACUACUAGUUACACUGAAACUUAUUCUUAUAUAUUGUUCAUGAAUUUAUAUCACACAUGAACCCUCCCACGAGAUAGAAUCCGUGGAGUAGAUUACUGUAUAUUUCUCUUCAAAUAAUGAAUACAACUUACACUUUCUACAUAAGUAAUUUUACUGGCCAUGCUUUUGAAAUUCUUCUGCCUUGCCUUCUCUCCUUUCAGUUUUGAUUGUGGAACAAACCUG